AUGGCUCCAAUUGCUUUUGAUACGUCUUCUAAUGAUGCAAGCUUGUUCCAUACCGGAGAACACACUAAUCAUGCGACUAAAGAAACAGUAAAAUUUUUUUUAAGUCAAGAGGAGCAGCCGCAGCAUGUUCAACAAAACCAAGAGCCUUGUCAAAAUUCUCGCGAAUCAUUACAACCUGAAGAAUUGCUUGAAGUUCCACAAAAAGAAAAUGUGCAAAACCAAACUUUUAAAGUUUUGGAGGAUCAUAUUUUGGACCAAUGUUCACCUUCACAACACACUACUCAACACGAAGUACCGCAGCAGGAAGAUAACAAGGAUAAUAAAGAACGUGCAAUGAAUAUCAACGAUAUAGAAGAAACUACCGACUCACAUAAUUUGGAAGAAAAAUUGUUAAGAGAUAAUGAAGAGGCUGUUAAUGUUUUAAAAUUUCAAUUGCAACAAGUAAAAGAAGAUAUUUGCAAAUUGAAAUCAAUGAAGGAAAAGGCCUUAAAGGACCCAAUUCAAUUUGUCGAAGAUUUGCGCAAUGGGGAGCGGGUGAACCCAUCUUCAAGUGAUAGAUCACGAUCUGGUCGAGAGUCCUCACCAGACAUCGUUGAAUUUGUUCACCAAAAAGCUCAAGAACUUGGUUUCAAAGUUCCUCAAAACGCGAUAAAAUCAACGCGUUCUAAGAAAAAAAGAAUUAAUCAAACUUAUAUGGAAGCACAACCUCCACCCACUUUAUAUAUGCCUGAUGAUGAUGAUGAAACUGUCACUAAGGAAGUAAUGUUAUUAAUGGACAAGAUAGGCAAUGAACCCAAG
Molecule: messenger RNA, 798 nt
Organism: Racocetra fulgida
Lineage: Eukaryota; Fungi; Glomeromycota; Glomeromycetes; Diversisporales; Gigasporaceae
Source: the annotation of a GenBank genome assembly